Molecule: messenger RNA, 531 nt
Organism: Helobdella robusta
Lineage: Eukaryota; Metazoa; Annelida; Clitellata; Rhynchobdellida; Glossiphoniidae
Exons: 4
Coding region: 1-531 (176 amino acids)
Biological process (GO): proton transmembrane transport
Cellular component (GO): vacuolar proton-transporting V-type ATPase complex
Molecular function (GO): proton-transporting ATPase activity, rotational mechanism
Source: RefSeq, a predicted model, not a curated record
AUGUCUUGCUUGCCACAUUUAUUCCGUAAAAAGAAGAAAAAGCAACAACCGGAUGAAACAGAACUGAAAAACGAAGAAAAAGAAGCAGAAAAAACGAAGGUAAUUUCGGAAUAUAAAUCGGCCACUGACAAUAAUUUACAUAUAAACCCCAACGAUGGAAUAUCUCAACUCUUGGAAGCAGAAAGAAGAGCAAAGGAGAAAAUAAAUGAAGCACGACAACGUAAAAGAGACUUGUUAAAAAAAGCUUCAGACGUCGCUAAAUUUGAAUCUCAGCAACUAACACGAAAAAUUAAAGAAAAAUAUGACAAGGAAUAUGCAGCUUUGAAAGCCUCCAGAGAACAGUCAGCCAUGGAAGUGGAUCGAUCGCUGGCAAAAACAUUGAAGUCAAUGAACGAUGAAGCUAAUUACAAUUACAGCACCGCCAUCAAACUCCUCUUCGAAAGGGUUGUGUACAUCGAUCUGAAAAAGUACUCAUCAAAAGAAAGUGGCAAACAAUUAAAAGAUGAAUAUUACCUAGUUAAUACGAGCUGA